AUGGCCGCCGCUACGAACAACGCUGUCGACCAGCUCGCCAACGACUUGGGCAACACCUCGCUCAACGGCGCUGACUCCAAGAACGCCCCUGCCAUCAACACCAAUGUUGAGGCUUCCCAAACCGAGGGCGCCGACGCCGGCCCUACUCCUAGCUCUGCUGCCCCCCACCCUCAGGCCUCCGCCUCCCUCUACGUUGGCGAACUCGACCCCUCCGUCACCGAGGCCAUGCUUUUCGAGCUCUUCUCCCAGAUCGGCUCUGUGGCUUCUAUCCGUGUCUGCCGUGACGCCGUUACUCGCCGCUCGCUUGGAUACGCCUAUGUGAACUACAACACCACCGCCGACGGCGAGAAGGCUCUCGAGGAGCUCAACUACACCCUCAUCAAGGGCCGCCCUUGCCGCAUCAUGUGGUCUCAGCGCGACCCCGCCCUCCGCAAGACCGGCCAGGGCAACGUCUUCAUCAAGAACCUCGAUGUCGCCAUUGACAACAAGGCUCUCCACGACACCUUCGCCGCCUUCGGUAACAUCUUGAGCUGCAAGGUCGCCCAGGACGAGAACGGCAACUCCAAGGGCUACGGUUUCGUUCACUACGAGACCGAUGAGGCUGCUUCUCAGGCCAUCAAGCACGUUAACGGCAUGCUCCUCAACGAGAAGAAGGUCUACGUCGGUCACCACAUCCCCAAGAAGGACCGCCAGAGCAAGUUCGAGGAGAUGAAGGCCAACUUCACCAACGUCUACGUCAAGAACAUCAACAACGAGGUCUCUGACGACGAGUUCCGUGAGCUCUUUGAGAAGUUUGGCGACGUUACCUCUUCUUCUCUCGCCCGUGACCAGGAGGGUAAGAGCCGUGGUUUCGGUUUCGUCAACUUCACCACACACGAGGCUGCCUCCAAGGCCGUCGACGACCUGAACGGCAAGGACUUCCGCGGACAGGACUUGUACGUUGGCCGAGCCCAGAAGAAGCACGAGCGCGAGGAGGAAUUGCGCAAGUCUUACGAAGCUGCUCGCAUGGAGAAGGCCAACAAGUACCAGGGUGUCAACCUGUACAUCAAGAACCUCGACGACGAGGUCGAUGACGAGAAGCUGCGCCAGCUUUUCGCCGACUUCGGCCCCAUCACUUCCGCCAAGGUCAUGCGCGACACUCCCACUGAGGGUAAGGAGGACGAGGAAGGCUCCUCUGAGGAGAAGGAGCCCGAGGUUAAGAAGGAGGAGGAGGAGGAGGAGAAGUCCGAGGACAAGGAGGGUGAGAAGGAGAAGAAGAAGUCGGACAAGAAGCUCCACGGUAAGAGCAAGGGCUUCGGUUUCGUCUGCUUCAGCAACCCCGACGAUGCUACCAAGGCCGUCGCCGAGAUGAACCAGCGCAUGGUCCACGGCAAGCCCCUCUACGUCGCCCUCGCACAGCGCAAGGAUGUCCGCAAGAGCCAGCUCGAGGCUAGCAUCCAGGCUAGAAACCAAUUGCGCAUGCAACAGGCGGCCGCCGCCGCUGGCAUGCCCCAACAGUACAUGCAGCAGCCUGUCUUCUACGCCGCUGGUCAGCAGCCCGUCUUCCCCCAGGGUGGCCGUGGCAUGCCCUACCCCCAGCCCGGCAUGGCCAUGCCCCCCGUCCAGGGAGGUCGUCCUGGCCAGUUCCCCGGAGGUUACCCUCAGCAGGGCGGUCGUGGCGUUCCCCAGCAGAUGCCUCCCGUCUACGGCAUGCCCGGCCAGUUCCCUCCUGGCGCUCCUUUCCCCCAGGCUGGUAACCCUCAGUUCCUCGCUGCCAUCCAGCAGGUUCAGCAGGCUACCAUGAACGCUGGUGGUCGCGGUGGUCCCCAGGGCGGCCGCGGUCCCGCUCCCCCCAUGGCUGGCAUGCCCGGCCCCGGUAUGCCCGGCUUCCCUCCCAACGCCCGCCAGGGCGGUUCCCAGCCCGGCGCCGGCCGCGGUGCCAACCCCAACGGCCCCCGCAACAACAACCAGAACCAGCAGCAGAACGCUCCUCCCUUCCCCCAGGGCGGCCGCGGCGCUGCUCCCGCCCAGGACCUCAACAGCUCCAGCCUCCUUCAGCAGCAGCUUGGCGCUGCCGCCGGCAACCCCGGCCAGCAGAAGCAGAUCCUCGGUGAGGUCAUCUUCCCCAAGAUCCAGGCCAUGCAGCCUGAGCUUGCCGGCAAGAUCACUGGUAUGCUUCUCGAGAUGGAGAAUGGUGAGCUCGUUAACCUUAUUGAGGACGAGGCCUCUCUCAAGGCCAAGGUCGACGAGGCCCUUGGCGUCUACGAGGAGUACAUCAAGGCCCAGGGUGGUAACGAGGAGGGUGAGAAGAAGGCUGAGGAGACCAAGGCUUAA
This is a messenger RNA of Colletotrichum karsti, 2313 nucleotides long. RefSeq lists its product as uncharacterized. The transcript is spliced from 2 exons. Gene Ontology annotation, cellular component: nucleus; cytosol; ribonucleoprotein complex. Gene Ontology annotation, molecular function: poly(U) RNA binding; mRNA 3'-UTR binding; poly(A) binding. Lineage: Eukaryota; Fungi; Ascomycota; Sordariomycetes; Glomerellales; Glomerellaceae. The record is from RefSeq and is a predicted model, not a curated record. The coding region runs from base 1 to 2313 and encodes 770 amino acids.